UUCACGAGCGUGAUCAUGUUGCGCUGCAGACCCAUCGCCGCCUUUGUUGGUAUCCCUCUCCUGUGUCUGACUGAAAAGACGAAUGAGAUAGCAGCCAUUCUUGCUCGGGAGAGACUUCACAAAAUCACUGAGCGGCAGCCUGAUCCCGUCGCGUGAGCAUCGACGCCCGACUCGGCCGUCUCGGCUCGUCAUUGAUCAUGAACCUUCACCGCCCUGCGCCUCUAUGACAAAGUCCCGACCUACCGUGGAACUCAUCGCCAGGCGAGGCGCUUUGGAGCUGACGAUAGCAAACCUGCCGACACGGCUGUCCAGAUAAGGUUUCUCUGACUGGUGGGUGCCAGUAACCGAGACACAACCCAGGAUGGCCAUAUAUAAAGGUCGAUCCAAGUGCUCAUUCAUUUUCUUCAGCGUCUACUCACUACUCUCGGCCAACUCCGACCAUCUGCGAUGUCUAGCGAUCAAGUUAAGCCCCGCGUAUUCGUCUUUGGCGCCAAUGGAGCCACAGGCAUCAGCAUCGUCAAUGGUCUUCUGCGCUCUGGGAACUACCGUGUGGCCGCCGUCGUACGCUCUCCGAACAAGCCCGCUGUCGUCGACUUCAAGAACCGCGGCGUUGAGAUCGUCAUCUUCCCCAGCCUCGGCACGGCCACGCACGAAGAGCUUGUAAAGCUUCUUACUGGCGUUGACAUCGUCGUCUCUGCCGUGCAUGUCUUCGCGCUUGAAGCUCAGCGCCCGCUAUUCGCUGCCGCCAAGGAGGCAGGGGUAAAGCGCGUCGUUCCGUGCGACUUUGGCACGCAUGCCCCUCCGGGUGUGAUGCUCAUCAAGGACAAGAAACUGGCCAUACAAGACUAUAUUCGCCAGUUGGGUAUCGGCUACACCUUCAUCGACGUCGGAUAUUGGUAUCAGACUCUCCUGCCCUAUCCGCCAAGCUAUGCCGGAAACACUGUCGCCGACAUCAACUUUCAGUACCGCGGGCCUGGCGACGUGCCCAUCGCCGGUACCGAUCUGGACCACAUCGGCGACUUCGUUGCACGCAUCCUCUCCGACCCGCGCACGCUUCACCAGAGCGUCUUCGUUUGGGAGGAUCAGGUCACCGAGGCGGAGCUCUUUCGCAUCGCGGAGGAGAAAUGCGGCGACCCCGAGGGGCUGCGUCGCGUCACAGUCAAAGUCGACGCAGACGAGAUCCGUACCAAGCUGCAGGAGAGCAUCGAGGGCGGCGAGGCCACGCUCAUAGCUCGCAUCCUCUGCGAGUACUCGCUGAGCCUUUUCGUCCGCGGCGACAACACGGUGGAGAACGCGGUUCGUGACGGCGCGUUGGAUUCGCGGGCUCUGUACCCCGAUAUGCACCCACGCAGGAGCAUUGCAGAAUUCGCAGCGGAGAAGUGGUACCCUAACCCGAAGUACCCGUAUCCCGAGGACACCAUGAAGCAGUACGACCCCGUAAAGUCUCAGUAAAAGGAAUUUUCGUAUACGAUUCUGUAAUUGGUUCAAAAUCGCCUUCAGUGUCCAUGCG
Molecule: messenger RNA, 1510 nt
Organism: Schizophyllum commune H4-8
Lineage: Eukaryota; Fungi; Basidiomycota; Agaricomycetes; Agaricales; Schizophyllaceae
Product: NAD(P)-binding protein
Exons: 4
Coding region: 448-1452 (334 amino acids)
Source: RefSeq, a predicted model, not a curated record